Aspergillus pseudonomiae is the source of this 898-nucleotide messenger RNA. RefSeq lists its product as uncharacterized. Bases 112 to 792 code for a protein of 226 amino acids. The record is from RefSeq and is a predicted model, not a curated record. Lineage: Eukaryota; Fungi; Ascomycota; Eurotiomycetes; Eurotiales; Aspergillaceae. The transcript has 4 exons.
AUAGGGAGUUAUAAAAAGAGUUCUGUCCUUGUCAGGUUGGUCGUCCUUCGCUCUCCCAGCAACUCUAACUGCACUCCCAACCAGCAAAACCCGGAACAUACUACCUCCGCCAUGUAUUCUCGCAACCAGGUCCUGGCGGCUCUUGCCACUGUCGGCAUCACCUCGGUGGACGCCGCCAUGGGUCCCGCACUGAGCACGGGCCCUGUCGCAUCUAACUCGUUUAUCCGCGAAGUUACUUCGACCCUUGUCUUGCCAAAGGGGCCCAGUGGAGGGUCUACCGAUGCCAUCACCUCCCUUUGGGUGGGUAUGGGCACCUCGAACGGCGACUUGAUCCAGUCCAUUGCCGACAAUUGGCAACAGAGUGACUGGACCAUGUAUGCCUACACUCUCAUGAAGACCGGCGACACCUCCCAGAUGCCACUGUAUGGUGAUGGUCAGGCCAAUGGAAACGAGGGAGAUAAGGUGACGAUGCACUACAAAUUCGACGAUGCCAGUGGAAACUACACACAGACACUCCAGAUCAACGGCAAGACUGUCUCGACUCUCUCCACGAGUGACGGACAGGCUCAGGGCUGGGGAAGCUCCGUUGAGUGCGCCGAGAACAACUGUGGCACGGUUGGCGCUCACUCCUGGACCGACACCAAGAUCAUUCUUGACGUUGCCGAUGCCAAUUAUAUCAACACUCUGGGCAAGGGUGAGGGAGUCACUGGAGGAGACAUGACCACCAGCGAUGGCGGCAAGACCUGGACUAUUAGCACCUUUGGCAUUCCGGAGCACACUUUCUCUGACUAAACAGGCCUCUGGAGGGCCUCCUGUAUAAAAAUUGUCUUUAAAACUCAAAGUAUUUUAACAUGAACCGGCCGAUCGUAGUCCAGGAUCGUCUGACGUGAGCCUGACU